GUGGGUGAAGUUUUAAAUGACGCAAGAUAAAAGGACACGAAAAUAGUUGAGUAGACAUUUGAGUUGAAUGGCUCGCAACAUGAACAUCGCCUGGCUACCACUGUUGGUGAUACUAAGCAUUUCCGUACAAGAUUCUUUCGAGAAAAGCGACGAUGAGCUCCUGGAACAAAGAUUUUUCGAGCCAAUGUAUAAAAAAGGAAAGACAACGACCGAUCCGAAGAGUCUUCCAUUCAGAAGRGUCACUCAACUUUAUUCAAGGAAUAGCAGAGAGCAUAUAAGGAUUCUUCCAAAUCGAAAAAUUGAUGCCAUGGGAAAAGAUGGCGAUAAAUACGCAAAAAUAAUUAUCGAGUCGGACAAUUUUGGACGAGUUAGAAUACGAGGUGCUGCUACGAAUUACUAUUUGUGCAUAGACAAGAGAGGACAAAUUCGAGCAAGGGUGAAGGGCAGACGAAAGGACAACUGCAUUUUCCGAGAACAUUUUGCUGAAAAUGCGUUCACAGAAUUUACUUCCGUCAACAAGAAUAAUCUCUACAUUGCUUUCAAUCGCCGAGGACGCCAACGAGCGUGCAACAAGACAAGGAGUGGAAUGAAAGCCGUGCAGUUUAUAGAAAGACCUUUGAGAUUCCAAUGGUUAUACAAAGGGAGAAAAACCAGAAAGAAUAAGAGGAAUGGACAAAUAGAACAAGGUUUUAGUAAUCAAAGUCAAACGAUCUGUAUUACAGUGAAGAGUUGGCGAGAGUGGAGAAAAUACCUGAAAUGGCGUAAACAGCARAAAAAACUUAGGAGAAAACGAAAAUCAAAAUUACUUGCUGAAAGGAAAAAAGUGCGGGAAAUGUCCACGGUGGUCCCGCCUAUGAUCCCGCGGGAUUCCACUACUAAUCCAAGAAUAAGUCAAAGCAUGUCAACGAGGUCAUCAAGUUCUAACACUAGGAUGUCAAGUACAAAGCAGUGAAGGUUUUCUCGGAUUUGUUUUUUUCUUCUACACCAAAUGGUAUUUAUUUCAACGCGUAUGCUGAGCUGACGUAAUAUGACAACCACUUUAGAUGCUAAGUAGUUUGCUGCGUGUCUGCACAUCUUUGGACCGCAUCUUGGGACUUGGCAAGUGGUCGCGACUUGUGGUUCGCCUUGCUCUACAAAACAGUUCCGAAGGAAAUUCAAAUGGAACUGUGGUUUGAGAAAAAGAUCUUUUCUACAUGUUCCAAACAAGACUGCUCCGAUUAAAUUCUACUUCUUAGGCAAAGCCAAUUUUUGAGUCCAAUAUUAUGCUCAACAGUCGCUAAAGACAUUAAACACCUUUUCAGGAGCAUACCACAGCUGGCUUCUACGCUUCUUUUAACGAACUGAUGCUUCAUACAACUUUGUUUCGAUGGUGUUAUAUCCUUGUAUAAGCGUGAUAUUUAAAAACAUUAUUUUGCUCCUUUCUGGCAGUAUUAUUUUGAACUUUUUCUGUACGCUGUAGACUUGAAAACCUCUUAUCAUCAGAGCAGAUCAACUGUGGUCAACUGCAUUACGGAAGAAAUGUCUAUUGCUUAUGAGCGUUCCUAAAGGCAGGAAACCGGUGCCCGUCAUGUGCUAUCGACCAAUGAGAAGGAACUUUAUGUUUGAUAGUCCAUAUGGUUUGUUUAUGUAAGCCAUAUUACGGAUUAUAAGCGGUUUAUUUAUGUUAAUUUUGUAUUUAAGAGUCGUUAAUUUCUAUCAGGGAAACCGUUAUUUUGAGGUAGGUUCGGAGAGUAAAUCUAGGAUUUGGCCUCGUUUUUAAUACGACUAAGAGCUUAUGAGGGAGGGGAGGGUAAGGUUGGACUACCGUUUGAUUCCAAAUUUAUGUAAAAAUAAUGAUUUGCUUAAAUGAACAAAAUGCUAAAAUUUCUAAAAUUUCUUCGAAAUAGCUGAAAUAUGAAAUUAAUUUUCUAUUUUCUAUACUUGGAAUCGAAUUGUCUAAUCUUGCAUCAUGCUCGCACUAAUAUUUUUAUGAAGUUUAAAGUUUCAAAAGAUAUGAAAACUAUCAUUGAAUUGCCUAACGGCACUGUAAAUACACAUAUAACGAAUCGAGCUAUCAUAUAUAUUUCGAAUGGUGAAAGAUAUAUGAAUCUGACUCAUGUAAGCAAAUGUUUGCAGAGACUGGUCUUUAAAUUAUUAGUGAAAAGUAAGUGAACGAGUGCGCAAUAUGUUUAUGGCGCGUAGUGUCUUGAUGAUAGUGAGUUUAGAAUAAUAUUUGCGCAAAGUUUUUAAAAAAGAUCUGCAGCGUUGUGCACAAGUAAUGUGCACUGUUGUGAGUUGAGCGUUAGUUUUAAGGAAAGAUCUGCAACGUUGCGCUCAAGUAAUACGCACUGUUGUGAGUUGCGCGCAAGUUUUAAGGAAAUAUUUGCAACGUUGCGCUCAAGUAAUACGCACUGCUGUGAGUUGCGCGCAAGUUUUAAGGAAAUAUUUGCAACGUUGCGCGCAAGUAAUGUGCACUGUUGUGAGUUGAGUGCAAGUUUUAAGGAAAGAUCUGCAACGUUGCGCACAAGUGAUUUGCACUGUCUUGCGUUGCACACAAAUGAAAUAAUUUGAUGCGCGCGAACAAAUCAAUUGCUGCAAAUUGCGCGCAAGUACUCUGAUAGGCGCGCGAUAUAUUAGCGCACUUACACACGAAUUUGCUUGGAGAUUCAAUGAUAGAAAAUUAGGCUACAAGUGCAUGGACAUGAUUUAAAACUAACUUAGGCCAACAUCAUAUCCACAAACUGUCACCUACUGUGCACAUUAUUUUCAGAUCAUCUUUUUUACACGUUUGCUUCACGAAGUCAGCUUCUUUUAUAUACCAAAUUACUCCGUAUAAAUAUCAUAUUAUUUUUGUUCGUCUACUGUUAUGGUUGAAGAUCGUGCAUCAUACUGAUGUAGAAGUAUUAACGUUUUUGAUACGAGGGCGUGAUGUCCAGUAUCAAACUACAGAAAUAUUCGAACACUAUACCCUAAAGCAGGUGUACAUUUAUUAAAUUUAUAGUACGAAAUGUUAGCAUUUUAUAUCGAUAUUUCUGCAUACUGAUUGAUUUGUGAAAAGAUAGAGAGUACCUAAAAAGCUAAGCUUAAUCACUAAGGUUUAAAGUUAUUAAGUUAAUUGACUUUUAAAGUUGAUAAAUCGAUAAAUUUAUUGAAAUAGUAUUUUUGAUACAGAUAGAAGAAGUGACAUGAUAAGCUAAAAAUGUUUAUGAAAAGGUUAAGAACUAAAGGGAAAUUUUUUUCCCAUUUCAGACCACAUGUCAUUCCCUUGAGUAUCAUUUCUUUGUUUAGCAGUUGCGCAUGAGAAGAUGCAUGGUUGCGUCUCAAACAAAGAAUGUUAUUCUCAAGGUUCGUGGUCUGAAAUGGGAAAACAUUACGCCCUAGGUAAAGAGGUACAUUCUUCUUUAGAGUUCAAAGCGUUUGAAAUACUUACAGUUCAUGUCUUUUUCUGGGUCAUUUUCUACUCCACUUCGUUCCUGUAAAAUGUAAAAUUAAAACUGUUAUUUAGUGGGUACAUACAGUGUUUUAUAUUACAGAAUUAGCUUAAUCUUGUAAAAUUAUUAUCAUUUCAAAAUUCAUAUAAGGGGAUAAAUAAAUAAAGAGCCUGGGAGCCUAGUUUGGUUAAGGUGACAGUACUUAGUUGCGCAUUUAUAGAGAAUACGCCGAGUGCGCAGCAAGGCUAGAGACCUUGAAUGAAGGACAGGCUUCCCUUGGCUUUGGGGGUUUGCUUUGCAACGCUGGUUAGAAAAAAACGCGCCAAAGAUGAAAAUAAAUUUAUUUACUGAAUCUA
This is a messenger RNA of Actinia tenebrosa (Australian red waratah sea anemone), 3766 nucleotides long. RefSeq lists its product as uncharacterized. Gene Ontology annotation, molecular function: growth factor activity. The record is from RefSeq and is a predicted model, not a curated record. Lineage: Eukaryota; Metazoa; Cnidaria; Anthozoa; Actiniaria; Actiniidae.